Messenger RNA from Prosopis cineraria, 1306 nucleotides. RefSeq lists its product as uncharacterized. The transcript is spliced from 6 exons. Gene Ontology annotation, cellular component: endoplasmic reticulum. The record is from RefSeq and is a predicted model, not a curated record. The coding region runs from base 63 to 1142 and encodes 359 amino acids. Gene Ontology annotation, molecular function: calcium ion binding. Lineage: Eukaryota; Viridiplantae; Streptophyta; Magnoliopsida; Fabales; Fabaceae.
UGCAGUAGUUGAAACGUUGUGUCGUAUCUUAAAAACAAAAUAAUCGGUGCUUCCUGAUAAAGAUGAAAAAGGUGGUGGUUUACGCCGUCAUGGCCACCGCCUUCCUCUUCUUUUUCAUCGUCCUUUCCCCUUUGAUCCAAGACCAACGCAGAGGGCCCGGUCUGAACCGUCGGUUCGGGUACAAUAUCCGAGAGCGAGGGGUAAGCUUCGACCCCCUCGAGAACCGGAUUAAUAGCGAGAGAUCAGAGACUCGUGAUGAUGGGAAGAAAUUAGCAGCAGCAGGCAGUUUUAUGGAUGCCAAAAAUAUGAACACGGAUGUGGAUUCGAACACCACGUUGUUCAAUGAGGUAAUGGAGACGUAUCAGUAUCUGACGGCAGGUGGGAAAUUGAACACCACCAUGAGGCUCACCAUUUUGUUCCCUUUGUUAGAUAGAGACCCUAAGGAUUAUUUGAUUAGUUUCAAUGAGUUAGAGGCUUGGAUUCUUCAACAGUCACUGGAUAGGUUGAAUUAUAUGACCUCCAAUGAGUUGAACUCCAAGGACAAGAAUGGCGACUCUGCUAUUUCUUUCCGGGAAUAUCUUCCCCAGUUUUCUGACUCCGACUUAGAGAAAAAAGGGAUGGGACAUGGAGAAGCAGGGUGGUGGCAAGAGCGAUUGGAUAUGGCCGACCUGGAUCACAAUGGCCUGCUUAACUUCAGCGAGCUUAAAGACUUCUUGCACCCAGAAGACAGCAAGAACGAAGAAAUGCAGAAAUGGCUAUUGAGAGAUAGAAUGAAGAGAAUGGAUUAUGAUAAUGAUGGGAAACUGAAUUUCAAGGAGUUUGAAGACCAUGUGUAUAGUACCUACGUGAGUUACAUGGAAUUUGAAACUGCAGGAAAGAAUGUCCCUCAAGCACACCAGAAGUUUCAUGAGCUUGAUGUCAACAAGGACAAUUUUUUGUCAGUAGAGGAACUGAUGCCCAUACUUCAAUACCUCUACCCUGGAGAGUUAGCUUACGCCAGAUUUUACACAAUAUAUCUCAUCAAUGAGGCUGACGACAAUGAAGAUGGGAAAUUAUCACUGGAAGAGAUGAUUAAUCAUGAAAUUAUUUUCUACCACACAGUUCAUGCUGAUGACUCCCACGAAGAUCACGACGAACUUUGAUAAUUUCUCGUCAAAACUGAUGAAAAUCCUUAUGAAACUUUUUGUCCAAUCUCCCUAGCUCAUUCUCAUAAAUGCUUCUUUUGAUCCUGGUUUUUGAAAUCCUUCAUUUACUCCAGGGGACCAACAAUUGUAGAAUUUUACUAUUUUAUUUAUAAUUUAGUACU